Messenger RNA from Vanrija pseudolonga, 1742 nucleotides. RefSeq names its product Cytochrome b2, mitochondrial. Bases 32 to 1678 code for a protein of 548 amino acids. NCBI's taxonomy places the organism in Eukaryota, Fungi, Basidiomycota, Tremellomycetes, Trichosporonales, Trichosporonaceae. The record is from RefSeq and is a predicted model, not a curated record. Gene Ontology annotation, biological process: lactate metabolic process. Gene Ontology annotation, molecular function: L-lactate dehydrogenase (cytochrome) activity; heme binding. The transcript is spliced from 5 exons.
CAAGCUACUACUCGACCCUCCCCCCCCCACCAUGUCACUCAGAACAGCCCUCCGAGCCGCGUCCCGCGCGCGCGCGCAGCUCCAGCCUGUCGCCCGGCGCACAGCGAGCUCGUCCACAAGGGCGGCACGGACGCUCGACUGGCGUGUCGGCGCCGUUGUUGCCGUCGGCGCGAUGACCGCCGCGUACGCCCUCUCCUCGCCCACCCUCCUCGACGCCAAGUCCAAGGCCCCCAAGUCGGCCGGCAUCUCGUUCGACGAGGUCCAGAAGCACAACUCGCGCGACGACUGUUGGGUCAUCAUUGACGGCAAGGUUUACGACGUUACCGAGUUCAUUGAGAUUCAUCCCGGUGGCGCGGGGAUCAUUGUGGCGAACGCGGGCAAGGACGCGACCAAGAUCUUCAAGCCCCUGCACCCGAAAGACGCGCUCGACAUGCUCCCGAAAUCAAAGCACCUAGGCCCCGUCGAUCCCUCGACCCUGCCAGAGGUGGACGACGAGCCGACCGACGAGGAGAAGCGCAUCGAGGCUGCGCGUGCCCUCUUGCCGCCGAUCGACAGCAUGCACCUCCUGGACGACUUUGAGGAGUGGGCCGAGAAGGUGCUCUCGAAUACCGGGUGGGCGUACUACAAGUCUGCUGCCGACUCUGAGACGGCGAUGGACAACAACGCCGCCGCGUUCGGGCGAUACUUCUUCCGCCCGCGCAUCCUGCGCGACAUCACACAGGGAAACCUCGAGACGGAGGUUGUCGGCGUCAAGACCGCCCUCCCGAUCUUCAUCUCGCCCGCGGCGAUGGCCAAGCUCGGCCACCCGCUCGGAGAGGUCAACUUGACCAAGGGCGCCGGUGCGGCCGGCAUCGUGCAGGGUAUCUCGAUCAACGCCUCGUGCUCCCUCGACGAGAUCAUGGAGGCGCGUGAAGAGGGCCAGAAGGUCUGGUUCCAGAUCUACCUCAACCGCGACCGCAAGAAGAGCGAGGAGCUCUUGGCAAAGGUGACGGACCUGGGCGCCGCCGCGGUCAUCUUCACCGUCGACGUGGCGUGGCAGAGCAAGCGGACGCGCGACCGCCGCUCCAAGGCCGCCGUGUCGGCGCCUAACCCCACCUCUUCCAGCUCCGAAAAGCCCGGCAAGGGCACCGCCGGCGCGCAGAACGUGGGCGUGUCGCAGGCGAUUUCCGGGUUCCAGGACCCCCACCUGGUAUGGGACGACAUCGACUUCAUCCGCCGCCACACCACGCUGCCAGUCAUCGUGAAGGGGAUCCAGAGCGUCGAGGACGUGGAGGAGUGUGCGCGCCGCGGCGUCGACGGCGUCAUUCUGAGCAACCACGGCGGACGGAGCUGCGACUAUGCGCCGGCGCCGAUUGAUUUGUUGUACGAGCUGCGCGCGCUCCGUCCAGACCUGUUCGACAAGGUCGACAUCAUGAUGGACGGCGGCGUGCGCUCCGGCGCUGAUGUCGUCAAGGCGCUCGCUCUUGGCGCCAAGGCCGUCGGACUGGGCAGGCCGUUCUUGUUUGCCAACUCGACGCACGGGCAGGAGGGUGUUGAGAGGGUGUGCGAGAUCCUCGAAGAGGAAAUCACAAACACGAUCCGUAACUGCGGCGUGUCGUACAUCAAGGACCUCAAGCCCGAGAUGGUCGGCCCCGCUGGCCCAUGGGUCGGCGCCAACCGCCCCCCUUGGCUCAAGUAGGGUGAGGUGGUGGACAGUGGGCGGAGUGCGUUUGUAGUCUUGGUUUUUGCUGCAUGUAUUGGGU